GAAACUCAGGAGAGCGUACUGGGUCCGGCGGCUUACUUAUCUCAGAUCGAAGAGCUCCCCACGACAGUCAACGAGGAACAGGUGGAGACGUUGGAGUAUAAGAUUGAGGCAAUGGAAUUAGCAAAGGAGUUGGCGGAGGAACAG
This is a messenger RNA of Acaulospora morrowiae, 144 nucleotides long. Lineage: Eukaryota; Fungi; Glomeromycota; Glomeromycetes; Diversisporales; Acaulosporaceae. The record is from the annotation of a GenBank genome assembly.